Molecule: messenger RNA, 1398 nt
Organism: Rotaria socialis
Lineage: Eukaryota; Metazoa; Rotifera; Eurotatoria; Philodinida; Philodinidae
Source: the annotation of a GenBank genome assembly
AUGCAUCAAUCCGAUUCUUUAACUAUGGAAAAUAUGGUAACUUCAUUUGUUUCUCCAUCACCGCCGACAGGAAAUGGUCGUCACAUUGAACUAGCAGGUAUCGACCUAUGGCUGGAUGCUCGCAUUGAUAAUAUAUUUGUCUAUCCAUGCUCUUUGAAUCUUGAUCGAUUUAAAGAAGCACUCAGUCAUACUCUCUCUAGGUGGCCUCUCGUUGCUGGCCAUCUUCUUUUAUUAGACAACGAUAGAUAUUUCAUCGAAAUGGUCGAUCAUGCGAUUCCAAUAUCGAUUGAUAACAAUCAUAGUUUGUUGCAGUGGCCAUUUGAUUCCACUGUGGUGGUCGAGAACGGCUAUUCGUUAAUGAAAUCCUAUUUUAACUUUGUACAAAAUCAAAAACUAUUAGAUAAUUCGCCGUAUGAACCACUAUUACGAAUUAAAAUCACACACAUUAUUCAAAGUGACCAAUGGGUUAUAGGUAUCAGUUGGGCGCAUGUCUUAGGCGAUGCUAUUUCAUGUCUACACUUUCUUAAUACAUUAUCACGCCUCUAUCAACAUUUAGAACCAUGUAUACCUGAUCCGAUAUUCGAGCGUCGUCUGUGGCAAGAGAAAGAAGCUGCUUCGUCGUUCUUACCGUUGAUGAAUCUAUUUGAAGAUGCCGUACCAAAAGAACGAUUGAGUAGCAAUAUUACGAACAAUCUAGAUAAUUAUUCUCAAAUCAAUCUGCGAUUUUCUGGUGAACAACUUACACAAUUGCAUGCACUCGUGAAUGAAACGAGUGUCACUAUUCAUGAUGUACUCAUAGCCUACAUUAUUGUUUUACUCAAUACGUUUUGUCUUGACAACAAUGACGAAUGCAUCAAACACACAAGCACCAUAGUGAAUUAUCGAGGUGUCUCUGAAUCCAUUGCUCCGCCGAGUCUGGUGGCCAAUGCAGUUUUUCGUAUGCUAUCGGAAGAUUUCGAUGAUCCACGAUCGCUAUCUAAUGUGGCUCAAACAAUUCGUCGUUCGAUUCAUCGAUCACGCGAAAUAGAAUUCCUUGAACCUUACUUAGCCACAGCCGAUAGUUUAAUGAGACGAAACGUUAGAGAAAAACGUCAAUGUCGUAUGACUCACUAUGGAAAUGAGAUUGUUAUCAAUUCGAACAUGAAAUACGAUUGGGCUGACGCAGUAGAUUUUGGUUGUAGCAAUCAAUGUCGUUUCUACGCUACAUGGACGGGACCGUAUUAUAUGCGUGUCUUUCGAUUGAAUCCCAUACAGAAUGGUCAUGAUUGGGAGGAAAGAGAUCGGCAAGGCGUUGAAGUGGCGUUUCUAAUAGAAAAAAGCAAGAAAAUUCAAUUGAUGACAGUUUGGCAACGUGAUCUCGAUGACAAAUUUGCACAAUGGAAAUCAUUAAAAACUUAG